AUGGCCACCCCCACGCUGGUUGACCCGACCAAGCAAGCCGAGUAUCCCAUUGUCCUGGGUGAACGGCUGGCCGAUGCAGACCGAAGCCGAUUGAUCAAUGUGAACUACAAUUACAAGACCAAGCAUGCGACACCACAACAACGUUCGACCGUUACUCCCUCCGGCCGAUCGCGCGAUCUCUACGACCUUUCCGUCACCGAUAAGGCCCCGAGUGCCGAUCACACGUUGACGUACACCUACAAAGGGAGCGAGGACCCUGACAGCGAGCGCAACCUGGUCCUUGUCUUCGAUCCCGAUCGCAAGGCCUUUGUUCUGGAGCCUGUGGCCACCAAGCUCAACUUCAACCUCCGAUCGGCACCGGGGAAGACAGAGAAACAGGUCAUUGAGCAAUAUGAACAGCUCCGCAUAGUACAGGAGGAUGAACACACAUCAGGGGAUGAUCGCAACCCCGGGGGCAUCAGUGAGGAUGAGGGUCCUGCCGAUGACAGCAAUCCAUAUGACUUCCGACAUUUUCUUCCUAAGGAAGGUGCGGACGAUCUCAAGCCGGCAUCGGGACACAGCACCCCGGAGCCAGUCUACACCAGCAAGACAAAUACUCCUAUAAUCCCGGUGACAAAGCCUGCGCCAAAGCCUAUGCCCCGGCCAAGGAAGCAGGCAAACCCAUUCCGAGAGACGAAACGCCCGGCGCCGAAGCCGCAGGCUCGGCCAACUCCACCUAAACCGGCUCCAGAGCCGGUCAUCGAGCCCACUAACACAGAGCCUGACCCACAUGAUAACGAUGAUAGUCGGUCUGCAGUAUCAGACACUUCGCAACAUACUGUCCAGUCUACUGGUUCGAACAUCAUUGUCGAUGGCGAUUUGAUCAUUGAUAUGGGAUCGCCACGACCAUCCCGAACAUUGGUCAAUCCCGCCUUUUUCUCAAAUGACAACACCCCUGACGAAGACGGAGAGGAUGACAUUGAUAGCUUCAGGCUUCCAUCACCGGCACGGAAUACUCAACAUCCACCUCCAGCCCCGGCUGCCGAUGGAGACUUGGAGGAUGAGGAUGAUCUACUAGCACAGGAGAUGGAAGCUGCUUUUGAGGAGAGUGCCCGGGAAGAAGAGGCUCGCCGUCAGCAAUAUAGUCAGCAUGCUUCUGGACGAUACAACGUGGCCAGUGAUGACGAGAGCGAGGUUAGCGAAGAGGAGUAA
Molecule: messenger RNA, 1191 nt
Organism: Penicillium pulvis
Lineage: Eukaryota; Fungi; Ascomycota; Eurotiomycetes; Eurotiales; Aspergillaceae
Product: ELL-associated factor
Exons: 1
Coding region: 1-1191 (396 amino acids)
Source: RefSeq, a predicted model, not a curated record